Molecule: messenger RNA, 3704 nt
Organism: Ictalurus furcatus (blue catfish)
Lineage: Eukaryota; Metazoa; Chordata; Actinopteri; Siluriformes; Ictaluridae
Gene: inavaa
Product: innate immunity activator a
Exons: 10
Coding region: 710-2488 (592 amino acids)
Biological process (GO): positive regulation of protein ubiquitination; adherens junction maintenance
Source: RefSeq, a predicted model, not a curated record
UGUUGUUUUGCUACAGGUUAACGUGACUUUGUGAAAUAUUGGCAGCAGUGUUUGAAAAGAGUUUUGUUGGAGGAAGGGGGCGACACAAUAAAGUUAUUUUCUUUGUCAUCAUGGAUCCACUUCAUCAGCUCUACAGAACUAUUCGUCAGCUGUCUGAGGCACUCGCCUCUUGUUUAGCUCUUUUGUGUCCGCUUUCUUCCCGCUUGCUCUAUUCAAGCUAACAACACAACAGAAAAGCGUGUGUAUUCACAGGGACAGGGACUCUGUUAGGAUGAUUAGGGGGAGUACGGAGGUGAGACAGAUCUAAUUUUUUUUUUAAUUCUGAACCAACUAUAUACAAAAACAAAUUUCUCACCUACCUAUUUUAGUUGUCCAAAAUUAAUCAGGUCUGCUUUAGUAUGGUUUUUGAUAGUCAAUUAUCAUCAAGAGUCGCGUCUUAUUUAUUUUGACUCCCCCUGCUUCGAAAUGAAAUGGUACGGCCCAGAGGCAGUAGUGUCUUUUGAGUAGGUCCAGCAUCUCACCAGCAUUUACACCGGAGUGCCUGUGUGUGCGCCUGUGUGUGCGCUUGUGGGUGUGUGUGAGUGUAUGAGUGUAUCCUGCUGAGCGUCUGUGCUAAUGAAUUAAAAAGUUGACAAGUUCAUUUACAGACCCAUCUCGGAGUGAACAUUAAAAAAGAGACUCUGGAACAACUUAUCUCAAAGCAGAAAACAUGGACUGCAAGGAAGAAAUCAGUGACUCAGACAGUGGAAUCAUUUUACAUUCUGGUCCAGACAGCCCUACGUCUCCUGUGAAGGACCUCAGCACUCACACACGGGCCAUGAGGCUUAAGCACCAGGCUCUGGAGGACAGACUGGAGCUGUGUCUUCUGGAGCUAAAGAAACUGUGCAUCAGAGAGGCAGAACUUACUGGAAAGCUGUCAUCUGACUAUCCUUUGCUGCCGAACGAGAAACCACCACAGAUCAGGCGACGCGUUGGAGCAUCCUUUAAACUGGAUGAAGGGUUGCUUCCCCAUGGAGAUGGAGAGGAAUCAGAGUUGCAUUCACUUGAGGCUGAUUUGGCCCUCCAGAGGCAGAUAUACGAAGCAGCCCGAAGGCUGUCCCUUGAGGAACACAUCAGUAAGCCAGUGAGGAAGAGUCGACUGCAACAAUGCAAACGUGAGGAAAAGAAAAUGAAGGAGCUCCAGGAAGCUGUGAUAAAACACUGCAUUAACCACAGCUGUGUUUCACCAAAGACCUGCCGUUCCUCCAGGCAGAGAGACCUCUGUAUGUCUGAUGACAGUUCGCUGUCUGAUGCCGCUGCCCAUGAUGAUGAUUUAGAGCCAGGCCCAAUGUCCCCAAUGGCUUUGGACUCUGUGACUGGUUUCCAGCAUGUGCUGACCCUCUUGCCUUGUCAUGGAGCAAAACAUGAAGGUUCCAGCUUCAGCCUGGAAUACAAGCGAUCACCCAUCCAAAACAUGCCAUGGAGAGAAUCCAGUCUAGAUCAGCCAUAUCAGAAACAGAAGAAGCUUCCCUCUGCCAGCAGCAGCAGGUCAAGCAGUCCAACCGGAUCCUCGAUAGACCAGAGACUCGAUGACAUUCCUCCUGCUCCCCAGUUUGUGUUCAAAAGCCUGGCAAUGCGCAACAAUAACUCCAACAGCGCUCCCUCCACCCCGGACCUACCACUGCGCCGCCACAUCUCCCAGUCCUUCAGGUUUCCCAGAACCAAGCCAGAAGUAAGCAAACCGAGCUUAGAUCUGAGCCGUGGAAGGACGAAGCUCCCACGUCGCCGAGUCACUGACUUUGCCUUGGCUUACUCAGUGCAGCGUCUGUAUCAGUGCAGCUCAGAGGACAGCAGCUCAGAGCACUCCAUAUCCUCCUACAGCAGCUCAUCCAGCCAUGAGUUAACAUCUGAGGUAGCCAAAUCCCUCCCACCUCCUUACGGUUUCCACCGCAUCGCUCAAAACAAGUCCCAAGUCCAGCACUCCAGCACCAACAUCCUUCCCAAAAACAACCACACUGUGAGCAAACAAAUAAACAAACCAACUGUCACCAGCCCCUGUCAAGAUAAUAACCAUGACAGGAUGCUGCCAGAGAGAGAUAUGAGAAGGCUGAACCUGGCUUUGACCUCCACAAAUACAAAUAAGCAGCAGGUAGAUGUGACUUCACCUAAGCGUAUAGUUAAACCCCCUCCACCAUACCAUAGGCCGGCUCGCACACCUUCAUUGAAGGAGUAUCCCAAUCAUCCUAGCAGGCUGCUUCCUCGAGAUGUCGUCACAAAUGACCUCAGGGCAUGGCAUGCGAGGAACAAUGUGGGAGAAAUUAAGCUUCAGCCACUGGAACGACAAGGGUCUAUGCAUGUUAAAUGCUCACCAGAUCAAGAGCCACCACCCUACCACCAGAUCCAGUCUCGGAGACAGACUCCUCAGAAAGUGAUCCUACAGCGAGAUCAUGAUGGAACUCCUUUGCAGUGGUAUGAAGAAGAAGACUGCGAGAUCGUAAGCCAGGUCUAGACCACAGUCAGCUAAAAUGCAGAAGCAUCUUUCACCAUCUUUGUUCUAUACAUGUCAUUAAUACAUAUCUUUUUUAAGUCUAUUUAUUGAGCCAAUGGACUCUGAUGCUGUCUGAGAGUAAAAUGCUGAUUCUGAGUAAAAGGUGAAGCUGAGCCAAAUUGAUGUGGCACCGAUUUUCACCAAGUGCAGAGCCCUUCAUCACUUAAACACUGACUGAAAUUCAAGUCUAAGAAUUACUUAAUCGUAAGGCAUCAUGCCAAAUUCUCAGUGAUUAUAUUAUUAUUAUUAUUAUUUAUUAUUAUUGGUCCAUCUGUACAGUUACUAUUUCUAAAAAAAAUAGUCUCAUGAAAAGUACAUUUUGAAGUAUAUGCUUGUGUCUGGUACACAGUUUUUUAUACCCUAGUAUUUUGGAUCCCCAAUUAUGUAAAGUAAUACAUUAUGCUUUAAUAUAAUAUUUAUGUUGUUUUUACUCUUCUAAGAUUAAUCUCAGUCCUUUUCUUACAGGUUUUAUUGUUUCUACAUUUACAAUAUUCUUGUUAGGUGCUGCUAUGCCAUUUGGUACUAUGUCCCUGUUUUAUAAACUGCCUGCUAGAUUUUAUGAGUGCAGAUAUUUUCCUUAUUCAGAUGUCCUAAAGCGGCAAUUCCUCACUAUAAUAUAUAUUUGUGUACUAACAACUUAAUAUGUAUGGAAUGUUAUUUAUAAUAAAAUAUACUCUAUCAAGAUUGCUCAUCAUUUCACCAUCUCCUACCACACAAACAACUGCAACCGAUAAACGUGACUCUUGUAUAAAACAUUGCCAUCUUUAUUAUAUGGGAUAUACAUGGAUUACACUUAUUUGAUGAAAAAAUAUGUAAAGUGCCAAUACUUGUUUUCUACGUUAUCUUCAUCCAAUGAUAGGUCAACCUUUCCACCCCACCCCUUAUAUUAUUUAAUUCAUUUCAUUCAUUAGUGCUCUAUGCAGCAAUUCCAUCCAUAAAUCCCCUUUCUGUACCGCUUAUCCUAUACAGGGUCGCAGGGAGCCUGGAGCCUGUUCCAGAGAACUCGGGGCACGAAGCGGGGGACACCCUGGACAGGUUGCCAACCCAUCGCAGGGCACAAUCACUCACACACACACACACACACACACACACACACACACACACACACACACACACACACACACACACACACACACACACACACACACACACACACACACACACACACACACACACA